Elephantulus edwardii (Cape elephant shrew) is the source of this 1374-nucleotide messenger RNA. RefSeq names its product transmembrane protein 143 (gene TMEM143). NCBI's taxonomy places the organism in Eukaryota, Metazoa, Chordata, Mammalia, Macroscelidea, Macroscelididae. The transcript is spliced from 8 exons. Gene Ontology annotation, cellular component: mitochondrion. The record is from RefSeq and is a predicted model, not a curated record. The coding region runs from base 4 to 1374 and encodes 456 amino acids.
UCAAUGACAGUCCACCGUUGGCUAAGGGUCCAAAGAAAGUGUCUAGCCAUGCUGCACGUGGCCCGGGGGGUCUGGGGGUCCAGGGUUCGAGUCUGGCCUGCACUCCUCGGAUCCCCCCGGGUCCUGUCAUCGCUGGCGGCCAAGAUGGGGGAGUAUCGCAAGAUGUGGAACCCCACAGAGCCCCGCAACUGGGCCGAGCAGUACCGCGAGCGCUUCAUCCCGUUCUCCAAAGAGCAGCUGCUCCGCCUCCUGAUACAGGAAUUCCACUCCAGCCCCGCGGAGAAGGCGGCCUUGGAAGAGUUCUCGGCCCACGUGGACUUCUGCACCCUAUUUCACUAUCACCAGAUCCUGAACCGGCUGCAGGACUUGUAUGACCCCAUCAACCCAGACAGGGAGACCCUGGACAAGCCUUCCCUAACGGACCCCCAGCGUCUGUCCAACGAGCAGGAAGUGCUCGGGGCCUUGGAGCCACUGUUGAUGCAGGCCAACUUCUCAGCACUCUCCGAGGAUGCGCUGGCCUACGCGCUGGUGGUCCACCAUCCUCAGGAUGAGGUCCAGGUGAUGAUAAAUCUGGAUCAAUACAUCUACAUGCAGUUCUGGGCCCUGGGCCAGCGUGUCGGACAGUUGCCCCAGAAGUCCAGCGUGGGCUCCAAGCGUGGCUUCUUCACCAAGUCACCCCCUGCAGAGAGGAGAUACUUCAAGCGGGUGGUGCUGGCGGCCAGGACCCGGGGCGGCCACCUGGUGCUGAAGAGCUUCAAGGACACGCCGCUCGAGGGCCUGGAGCAGCUGCUGCCUGAGCUCAAGGUGCGCACGCCCACCCUGCAGCGCGCGCUGCUCAACCUCACGCUGGUCGUCUCGGGCGUGGCGCUCUUCGUCAACGUGGGCAUGGUGGUGGUCACCGACCUCAAGAUGGGCACCUCGCUGCUGCUGCUGCUCUUCGCCAUCUUCAUGGGCCUGCGGGCCUCCAAGAUGUUCGGGCAGCGGCGCAGCGUGCAGGCGCUGGAGCUGGCGCACAUGCUGUACUACCGCAGUACGUCCAACAACUCGGAGCUGCUCAGCGCCCUGUCCCUGCGCGCGCAGGCCGAGCACGCCAAGGAGGCGCUGCUGGCGCGCAGCUUUAUGGCCCGGCGCCCCCAGGGAGCGGACGGCACCCUCCAAGAGACGUCCCAGUGGCUCCAAGCAGAGGUGGAGAGCUGGCUCCUGGCCCAGUCAGGCUGUGACGUGGCCUUCAACGGAGCGCGCGCCCUGGCCCACCUGCAAGCCCUGACCCCCAGCAUUGGGCUCUACCCUCCCCCAGAUUUCCCUAAACUAGAUCCGCUAGUUUCAGUCUCUUCUGAGAACCCUCGGCCCACUUCUCGAAGUGACAGCCCUUAA